Molecule: messenger RNA, 1858 nt
Organism: Lampris incognitus (smalleye Pacific opah)
Lineage: Eukaryota; Metazoa; Chordata; Actinopteri; Lampriformes; Lampridae
Gene: cndp2
Product: carnosine dipeptidase 2
Exons: 13
Coding region: 212-1636 (474 amino acids)
Biological process (GO): proteolysis
Cellular component (GO): cytosol
Molecular function (GO): metallodipeptidase activity
Source: RefSeq, a predicted model, not a curated record
GCUGACAGGAAGAGGGACGGACAUGUGAAAAUCAACUGUGUGGAAGAAAUACGACGUGAGAUUUCGAAACAAGUUCGGAAAACCGAAACCGCAUUACUUUUGUUUCACUUUACAGGUUUUGGAGGAGGGAGUGGUUUUUGUCCUGACAUAAAAGACCGGAGACACAGGCACACUCUGCUUGUGAACUGCACGGCUGCAGCUGCUGAUAAAGAUGGCUCACCUCCCAGCACUUUUCAAGUAUGUGGAUCAACACCAGGAAGCUUACAUUGAGCGUCUGGCCCAAUGGGUGGAGGUCCAGAGUGUGUCAGCUUGGCCUGAGAAGCGCGGGGAGAUCAAGAAGAUGAUGGAGAUGGCAGCCAAGGACAUCGAGAGGCUGGGGGGCACAGUGGAGAUGGUGGACAUCGGCAAACAGAAGCUGCCCUCUGGAGAGGAAAUCCCCCUGCCCCCCAUUGUCCUAGGUCAUUUGGGGUCGGACCCAGGCAAGAAGACCGUGUGCAUCUAUGGUCACCUUGAUGUGCAGCCAGCUAACUUGGAAGAUGGCUGGGACACAGAGCCCUUCACACUGGUGGAGAAAGAUGGCAAGCUCUAUGGAAGAGGUUCAACAGACGAUAAGGGUCCUGUGUUGGCGUGGUUUAACUGCAUUGAAGCCUACCAGAAGAUCGAGCAGGAGCUUCCCAUCAACAUCAAGUUUUGCUUCGAGGGCAUGGAGGAAUCUGGGUCUGAAGGCCUGGAUGAGCUGGUCUUUUCUCGUAAAGACACUUUCUUAAAAGAUGUCGACUAUGUCUGCAUCUCAGACAACUACUGGCUGGGCAAGACCAAGCCCUGCAUCACUUACGGUUUGAGAGGGAUCUGCUACUUCUUCAUUGAGCUGGAGUGCGGCAACAAGGAUCUCCACUCUGGGGUGUUUGGCGGAUCUGUUCACGAAGCCAUGACUGACCUUAUCGCACUAAUGGGCUCUCUGGUGGACAAGAGGGGGAAGAUCUUGGUGCCAGGGAUGAACGAUGAUGUGGCCCCCCUGACGGAGGAGGAGAAGCAGCUCUACGACAAGAUCGAAUUUGACUUGGAGGAGUACUGCAAGGAUGUUGGGGUUGGAAGGCUGUUGCAUGACUCUAAGGAGCAAAUCCUAAUGCACCGCUGGAGGUUCCCGUCCCUUUCUCUCCACGGUAUCGAGGGGGCUUUCUCUGACGGCGGGGCCAAGACUGUCAUCCCCCGAAAAGUCAUUGGCAAGUUCUCCAUCCGGGUUGUCCCCGACAUGGACCCCAAAGUUGUGGAAAAGCAGGUCAUCAGUCAUCUGCAGAAGAAGUUCUCCGAACUGGAAAGCCCAAACAAACUAAAGGUGUACAUGGGCCACGGGGCCAAGGCCUGGGUCUCCGACUUCAACCACCCCCACUAUUUGGCCGGUCGCAAGGCCAUGAAGACGGUGUUUGGUGUCGAGCCCGACCUGACGCGUGAGGGCGGUAGCAUUCCAGUCACCCUGACUUUCCAGGAAGCCACAGGACGUAACGUCAUGCUGCUUCCAGUUGGCUCCUCCGACGACGGCGCCCACUCCCAGAAUGAGAAACUCAACAGAACCAACUACAUCCAGGGCAUCAAGAUGCUGGGCGCUUACUUCCAUGAGGUUUCCCAGCUGGACUGAGCGGACCAGUCACACAUCAGAAACCAACUACAUCCAGGGCGUCAAGAUGCUGGGCGCUUACUUCCAUGAGGUUUCCCAGCUGAGUGGACCAGUCACACAUCAGAGUAAAUGGAAAAAUAUCUCUUUCAUCAGCUCUACAGACAAAGCAACUUACCAUAGCUAACUGACCUCUUACAUGUACUGUUGCCUAUUAAUAAACCUUCAGAUUUGCUUUUUCCUUUA